Molecule: messenger RNA, 1996 nt
Organism: Eublepharis macularius
Lineage: Eukaryota; Metazoa; Chordata; Lepidosauria; Squamata; Eublepharidae
Gene: ZDHHC12
Product: zinc finger DHHC-type palmitoyltransferase 12
Exons: 5
Coding region: 14-817 (267 amino acids)
Biological process (GO): protein targeting to membrane; peptidyl-L-cysteine S-palmitoylation
Cellular component (GO): endoplasmic reticulum; Golgi apparatus
Molecular function (GO): protein-cysteine S-palmitoyltransferase activity
Source: RefSeq, a predicted model, not a curated record
UCGGCGGGAGAGGAUGCGGCUGGGGCGGCCGUGGGGCGGCGGGUGCCUGGUGCGGGCCGCGCACACGGGGCUCAGCUGGGGCAUCGCGGUGGGGCUUUUCCUGUACCCGACAGACCUGCGGCGCCAAGAGGAACGGGGCCAGUUGAUUCAGCCCUUGUUCUUCGUCUUGUUGGUUCUCUGCUCCGUCUUGCUGUACUUCAUUGUUUCUCUCAUGGAUCCCGGCUAUGUUGAGCACGAUGAGGAAGUGAAGGAAGUGGUGAGGGAAGAGGAAAAAGCAAUGAUAUCCCAGCAAGUCCCAACAACCAUUCGGCUCCGACGUUGUGGAUACUGCAUGGUGAAGCAGCCAAUGAGAGCCAAGCACUGCCAGACGUGUCAGCAGUGCGUCCGUCGCUAUGACCACCACUGCCCCUGGAUUGAGAACUGCGUGGGAGAGAGGAAUCACCCGCUCUUCAUCGUCUAUCUGGCUGUCCAGCUUGUGGUUCUGCUGUGGGCCCUUCAGGUGGCCUGGUCCGGCCUGAGCUUUGAGCUGUCGUGGACGUGGCUCCAGUACAACCUCCUCCUCCUCCUCUCCUUCCUCGUGAUUGUCCUCUUCACCGUUGUAGUGACGCUGCUGCUGGUUUCACACCUGUACCUGGUCUCGUGCAACACCACCACCUGGGAAUUCAUGUCCCGCCAUCGCAUUUCCUAUCUGAAGCAGUGCAAAGAAGAGAACCCUUUUGACCAAGGCAUCUUCCGCAAUCUCUGGCGGUUCUUCUGUGCCUGUCGCCUAGUCUCAUGGGAGAAUCUGUACUUCCAAGACGAUGGAGACACGGUGUGAAGGUGAACUGCCCUCGAGGGAGCCUACGCGCUGGGAUUUGGGCCGAAUGGUCCACAAGCUUUCCCCACCCUACUCGCUGUUCUGCAGCAAGGGUUCUUGUGGGCUGUGACACAUGGAGACAUUACAAGAGCUGGGCGCUGUUUUCAGCACAUCCCAAGGGAAUGCUAGUUUUGAACAAGAAACUCUUUUGUUGUUGACACAAAGUGCUUUUAUGUACGGGGUGGGGUGGGCAGGCCAGCUGCUGCUGAAAGAGCCAGAAGGCUGAAAACAGCUCUUUGUGGUUUCUGAAUAUAUGGGUAUUGUCCCCAAAGGGGCAAAAUCGCUGUGCAAGAAUGGAGCUAUUUCUUUCUUUCCAGCAAAGCUAAAGUCUCAGGUGAUAAUUUAAGAUGUACAACCUAGCAGUAAGAUCUGCUUUUUAUUCUUAAUUUAACUAGGAAGGGUUAAGGAGGAUGGACCGCAGGAAUUGCAGGGCUCUUUACAGAUGCUGUAUUCAGGAAUCACCAACCAACCUUGGUGUGGUCUUCAGAGCAAACCGGGAAGUCAGCAGCCUCCCGGGUGUGGGGCCAAGACAACAGUUAGAUGGGAAGUAGGAAGUUCUCUGUUGUGGAGGCUGAAAAUGGGGGAAAUGAUAAAUGUAUCCCAGUCUUCAAUCCUGGUUUGAAGGUAAGAACAAGCCACUCCCGCCAGAUUCAGGAAACACAAAAAUUAUUUCAAAGCUAAGACAUUUUUAGAAUUCCGAAUGACCUGGAGGACUUCUUGGCCUGUUCUUCAGAACAAUCCUAAGUUGUUUGUGAUGUUUGAGGACAGCCACGGUGGGCAGUGCAGUUGAGACGUUGGCUCCCUUCAGACUGUGGUAAACACAUCAUCUCCCUUAACCCCUAGCAACAGGGCUGUGCGUUACAAAUAACCAGGGUUUACCUUAACCGCUCAUCUGAAAUCCAUUGCAAACCAGGAGGUUCAAGGUCUGGUGAAACAGGCUUAAAACUGUAACUGUGGUUGAUGAUGCCGUUGAACUUGCUUGUCAAAGGAGCAAGAUUUGUUUCCUGAAAAGAAGAUGUAUGCCAGAGGCCAGAUUUGUUAACCACAGCAAACAAGGAGUUGGUGUUGGGCCUCCAGAUUUUACAUUGUGCCUUAAACCAGCAGAACUAAAUAACUCGUACUAAAGCUUAUGUAACAGAA